CGCCGCCCGCGCGGCUCUGUCGCCGCCGCCAUCGCCAACGGCUUCGACAGCGAUGACGGCCGAGAACGACCAAAGCAGCAGCACAGGCAACAACCAGCUACGGCUGCUGCCGGGGACCGUGAUCCUGCAGCCGGGCGACCCCAUCGAGUUCUGGCACGCGCAGGGCCUCGUCCUGGGCAACUACGAGAGCCCCGUGCCGGGCCGGCAGUCCCUCCUCGUCCGCACGGAGGCCGGCGAGCCCCUGACAAUCGACGCCGGACAGAUCGUGGGCGUGUGGCGAGAGGACGAGAUGAGCGGCCACCUGCCGCUCGGGAGAGUAACAGCGGGUGCCGACGGCGACGACGGCGGCGACGGCGGUAGUAGCGCCGCNGACGGCGGUAGUAGCGCCGCCGUCGUCGCGGGGUGGGCGGAGGUCAGGGAGAAGAUCAGGGCGCUGCUGCAGGGCAUGCCGGCGAGGGGUCUUGACGUGGGGGCGUUUUGGAGAGCGGCGAGCUCGAGAGGGAAAGGUUUUGUGGUGACGCCGGCCCACGCGGCGGAGUUCCUCUUCGGCGCGGAGAGCCCGGCGAAGCUCGGCCUGAGGAAGCGACCGCCUUUCCAGUUUCGAAGCCCCGGAGAGGCGUUCCGGCCGAGCGCGGUAGAGCGGGCGGCGGCGGCGCAGGUGCUCGCGGGCGAGCGAAGCCGCUUCAAGCGCGUCGUCUCGAAGCGGUUGGGACCAGCUGGUGUUAGCCCUGACGGUAGGGGCGGUCGUCGCAAGCAGAGGGCGAGAGGGGCCGGCAAGGGAGGGGGGGCAGAAGGCGAGGUUCUAGUAGCAGAUGUGGGAGACGGUGCGGUGGGGGUAAGAGGAGGGGGGGGGCGUGGAGGCACCGUGAAUGCACAAUGCCGAGACGAACGGAAACAAGAGGAGGAGGAGGACCUGAGCCAGCCGGUGUUGAUAAGCGUAGGCGGGUUCAAGGCCGUGGAUCAGAGCGUCGCCGUCACGCGAGAGGUGGCCGACUUCUGCCGCGUGGUAGGGGAGGUCAAGAGGGCGGCGGCGGCCGGGGUCGCCGCGGGGUACGGGGACGCGGCGGCGGCAGAGGAGGGAGGGGCCGGGAGCGCCCUGGCGAGGGCGAGGUUGUUCGAGCCCGCCUUCUUGCUGAUCCUCCAUAGUCUAGAGGCAUUCGCGAUAGGCGGGGACGAGCAAUCCCUGAUACCGGAGGCCAAACGAGUAAUGGUGGACAUCACAGGGAAGGCCAACUCCACGGCAGCGAAGUGCAUUCUCGUUGACGUGGGGCUGUGGACCUCCCGCAGACAGCCGGAGGAGGGGGGUGGGAAGCCCGGGGAAGAAGUGGGCGAGGUCGGAAGAGACGAGGCCGGAGAGGAAGGCGGGGUGAUUCCGUGGUCGGCGGAGGCGCUAGAGGCGGCGACGGCACUCGGGGGGGAGAGGGCGAGAAGACGGGUAAACUACGGGAAAAGACGGCCGCUGGAGGAGGUCGGCGCUCCCGCUCCUUUCGGCAGGCACGUAUUGCACGACUUCCGAGGGGCGAGCUUCGGGGUGUACUGCAUCGACGGGGCCGGCACGAGGUUCCUAGACGACGCAUUCUCCGUGGACCCGGAGACCCGCGAGGUCUUCAUCCACAUCACCGACGUUCAGGGCCUGGUGCCCACGGGGAGCACCCUGGACGACGUUGCGAGGAUGAGAGCAGCGUCCGAGUACCUACCGCAGGGCCCCCUGUUCAUGAUGCCCCCGAUGGCCCUGAAGGCCAUGUCCUUCAGCGACAAGGGCGUGAACGAGGCGGUUACGGUCGGGAUCCGGCUAGACCCCAAGACGGGGGGGGUUGCGUCGUCCCGGGUGAUGCUGACCACCCUUCCGCCUGCGGUGCCCCUCACCUUCGACCAGACCGACAGGUUAUUGGAGGCCACCGAGAAAGGGGAGACCGGGGACGGGAGGCUUGCCCGAGUAGCGAAGGAGAUCCAGGCGUUAGAGUACGUCGGAAGGCGGAGCGCCGAGGCGAGCGGGCGGAGGGAGCGGGGCAGGGAGGGGGUCAAGUUCCGCAAGGGGGCCGGCGGGGAGACGCAGGCGCUGGAAGUGGCCGCUUCCAGGCAAAGCCUUGUCGACGAGCUUCUGACCGUGUACACGCAGGAGGUGUACCGCCUGUGCAAGAGGGCCGGGGUGGCGAUGCCCUCGCUCGUGGGGCAGCAGGACCGGGUGGCAACCGGACGCUCCAGGUACGGUACGGGGCCCCUGCGGCGAUACAUCGACAUCUUGGCCCAGCGGCAGAUCGCCGCGAUCCUCAGGGGCUCCGGCUACCUUAACAAGAAGGACCUCAUGGAGACGGCGAACUACCUAACCUGGAGGCAGAACAAGACCCGAGCCUCCCGCGACGAGGAGGCCAGCCGCCUCUCCCUCGAAGCCCUGGCCGCGCACUGCCUCGCCCAGACCAGGGCGACCGGCCUCGAGCACGCCGUCGUGCCCGCUCGCGGCACCGGACGGGGUAGGGAGGUGCGGCUGGAGGGGCUGGGAGGAGUUGGCAGAGGAGGCGGAGGAGGAGGCGUUUGCGUGCACGCGAAGCGGGCCCCAGGCAGCGGUGGGAGGGGUGUCGCGAUUCGGAAGGGACAGGCCGUGAGGGUAGUGAUCCAGAAGGUCGAGCCGCAGCUCAAGCAGGUGGUGGCGACGGAGUUUGUCGACGGCAUGGAGGGCGGGGCAGGAAGAGGAGGUGGCCGGGGCGCGGAUGUGACGCAGGCCGGAGACAAGUAGAGGGGGGCAGCGGUAGAGGAGAAUCGCGCACACGUGUGUGUCCGUGCCGCUGUGUCCAAUUUUGACUGGCUCGGGAUAGUCGAGGUGGUCGCCGUGAAGUGUUUUGUCCGGUCGGUGGGCUUUGGGAGGACGUAGUGCGCACGGUGGGUUGGGUCCACCUUUGAUUGGUUCGGGAGAUGAUCGACAUUUUGCGCGAUAUUGACUGUUGCCGUGUGUGCGCUUUUCGAGGGAUUUUUGCUGUCGGAACGGAUGCAUAUGUCAUGUGAGAUGAAAGGUGUCCGGCCGUUGUGCCGUGGCACGUGCGAAGAGGUCCGUCCUACCCAAGCGGUUUUUCGCCUCGCGCUGUGUUUUCACUUUUAGUUGUUCGUGUUGUUUGGCGGGCUUGGGCGCUGAGUCGUAGUCCUGCGUGAAUGGAAGUGCAGAACUAAGUACACUUUGGAACAUGGGAGACGCGGGGUGGCGGGGAAGAUUUUCGUACUAGAAAGGGAACGCAGGUACUAGUUCAGGACGGAGGGUGUGCGUUGUUGCUGCCAACUUUUGAUUUUGCAUGUAGGCCUCCCCGCCCCGAGACACGCGAACGGGCGCCAAAGGUGGAAAUUUUGUUUGCUUUGGAGAACCAGGAGGAAACGUCGAGCGUGAGAAACACGGUGCCGACUCGGGGACGUUCUUGUCCUGACUCUUCCCCUGGUGAGUGAAGGCCGCGGUCGAAUGCGAAUUU
Molecule: messenger RNA, 3452 nt
Organism: Ectocarpus sp. CCAP 1310/34
Lineage: Eukaryota; Phaeophyceae; Ectocarpales; Ectocarpaceae
Source: the annotation of a GenBank genome assembly